Pelobates cultripes (western spadefoot toad) is the source of this 38938-nucleotide messenger RNA. The record is from the annotation of a GenBank genome assembly. Lineage: Eukaryota; Metazoa; Chordata; Amphibia; Anura; Pelobatidae.
AUGGCCAGACAGAGACAUGCUAAGAUUCCGGAUGGCAGCCAUGUGGCAUCUGCACAGCCAUUAUUCACACAGUGCCGAACUGUCUUCUGGCCGCUGAUGCACUCCACAUUGGCUGCAUCUGAUCCACAUUCCAUUAGGCAGAAUUGUGCAUGGAAACAUGUGAGAGGAAUCAAGGAUUUAGGAUGUGGCAGGCAUCAGACCUGGUAGCCUAGAGUAUCUGUCCCAGCAGGCCCUUCACUUGGUGCACGCCAAAUGCAGUCUCCGUUGUGUGUAGUGAGCUUGUGUGUGUCACAGUGCUUGUGACUGUAUGUGUGUUUGUGCCAGAGAGCUAGUGUGUGUUGGAUCAUAUGGGUGAUACAUUAUAUUGCCACACCAAUUUGAUACUUACAGAGGCGUGGUGCGUGUGAUGUCACACCAUUAGAGCAGAGGGGAGCAAAUAUCCUUGCACCAGACCUGCUUCUCAAAUACUGUUGUUCUUGGUGUGCCUAAAACAUAUUUUCUUCGUUUUGUGUGAACAUAGAAUGCUGAAAGAAUAUUUUACAUAAUAAUGCAAUCAAUCCUUAAUUUAACUUACAAGUAAACAAUAACACGGAACAUAUUUUUUACACAUACUAUCAGCUAAAAUGGAUAUUAUAGGCAUCAAAACAACUUUAGCUUAUUAAAGCAGUUUUGGUGUAUAGAUCAUGCCCCUCCAGUCUCAUUGCACAAUUCUCUGCCAUUUAGGAGUUCAGGCACUCUUGUGUCUGUAUAUGCAGCCUUAGCCACACUUCCCCUGGCUGUGACUCACACUGCAUGCAUUAAAAAAAAAUGGUUUCAGAGGUAAACUUGCUUUAGAAUUUAUCUCCUGCUCUAUAAAUUAAACUUUAAUCACACACAAAAGUGUUUAAGAGGCUAUUAACAAGAUGUAUAUACCUACUGUUCACGAUAUUUUCUUUUUGUUAUCUUUUGAAUGUAAACGCUAACAAUUGUUUGCAGUAUUUCAUGUUAAUACAAAAUAAAGAAUAAAAAAAAAAAGAAGCUAUUAACAGAGCAGGAAAUAUGAAAUUCUAGAUUAAACAGACGGUGCAGUUAAGGAACCCAAAAUACCUGGAUUCCUUUUCAGGAAGUGUCUAGGAAGGCUGCAAGUCACGUGCAGUUUGAUGUGACUAGGGUGGCAUAAAUAAAGGGAUUUAACUCCUAAAUUGCAGAGAACUGAGCAGCGAGACUGCAGUGGCAUGAACUAUACACCAAAACUGCUUUGUAAGGUAAAAUUGCUUUGGUGCUUAAAGUGUCCCUUAUAGCGACUGUAGCAUGAACACCACAGAAUCUGCCUAGGUGUCCUUUAUGCUUUCAUGAAAGGAUUUUCCAAAUAUAAUUUUAUAUAGUGUGCAGUUUACUAUAUUUUAUUCCAUAAUUUUAUUUUUAUUUAUCUACAGGUACGUUUGCAAGGAAGCUUUUUGGAUGGCCCCGGAGCAGGCCAGAUGGAAGAGGAAAGUACCAACCAUCAUGAGGGUAGUAGAUUGGGUCCACUCCUAAUACAUCCAGUGCCUGCUAGCCAAACCAAUAUCUCACAGCAACAAAAUGGGAACCUGACAUCCGAGUGCUCUCAUGUCCAAGUUAAUGGAGACAAGUAUUUAGCAACAAAAAGCAGCUUCAGCAUCACACAUAUGAAAGGAAACCAGGAAUGUGCCGAUUCUGACCCACUGCAUGAAAACAGAGAUUAUCCCAACCGUAUUGAAAAUGGCGGCUUCAAGCGUACUUUUAGUGAUCCUUUGAUUUCUGAAUCCAUUCAUUUGAAAAAAGUGAGAGUAUGCGAAACAGUUAAUGGAGAAAAACAAGGUGACCUGAAAAAUAUUCAACCAAGUGUCUUUGAUUUUGUCUGUAAAGAUGAUUCGGCAAGAAUAUCAGAACAGAAAAAUAAAGGGUUUCAGGUUCCCAGUGAGCAAUGUAAAGACGUGAAUUCCCAUAACAGAGACAUUGUCUUAGGUCUUGCGGCUAGGACAGUGCCAAUGUCAAACGGUGCUAGCUUUUCUGCUUCUUCCAUGGAAACGAUUCACCAGGAACUCCUGGAGAAAACAGAUCCUCAAUAUUAUAACAACAAUGUUUCCACUGCAGUGCAGAAACAAUCGCCUCACAUGGAUGCCAUUAACACUCAAACGGAUGCUAGCAAUGAAUUGUCUACCCAGACAAUUCAUUCAUCACAUACCUCAGGGCAGAUCACCUCCCAACAAACUUUGAAUUUGGUGCUGCCUCAAGAGCCAGAUGCAAUGGCUGUUGAGGCUUCCAAUGGUGAGAGCUUCAGUGAGCAAGCUGUAAUAUCCAGAAACUACUCACUUCACAUACAUGAACAACAACCACUUCCACAGGAUACACCCAAAUAUAACUCCCAUACAUCUAUAUCUAACAGGAACUGUAACUCACAUGGACCUGCAGAACAUGCUUCAAACCAUCAACAGGCUGUUUCUACCAAUGAUUCUUUCCUUUUCAGAAAUAUGAGAAAUGAUGAGAAGUUAGAUCAUGAAAAGAAGGAUCCUUUUACUUCCCUACAGUUCAAUAAAUUGCUGUAUUCCCAAGAAAGUGAAGGUUUUAAUUCCAUUCAGAAUACGUAUGAUGAAACCAUUUUCAAUUCUUCCCUAUCCAGUCAGUCUGGUAAGCUACAUGAUCAGGCAGUUUCUUCUCAGUCUUCUGUUCUGCACCCCCCUACAGUUAUAAAACAUAUGAUGCUACCCACAGAAUUACCUUCACCUCAGUGCACAGCAGUGAGAGAGGCAUCAUCCAAAAGCUCUAUUGCUAACAGAUGUAUCUCAAAAAAACAGUCAGAAAAACAAACACCCCUCCAAGAGAUUGGCCAAGAGAGUUGCAAUGGUGUAACAAAAGAAAGGGAACAAUUCAUGCAGCAAACGAAUCCAUAUUUGAAGACAAGCUGGUUAGAAAAUCGUCCCAAUUACUGUAGGCAAAAAGAUUCUUCCCAGAAGUCAUCAGAGGAUUUGUUGCAAUUACUAAUUCAGUCUCAGUCGCAAAGCCAGAUGAAGCUAAAGCAAUAUACAAGAAAACCUGGAUUAGUUGAUCUUAGUCCGCGUAACCCUGAAUCACCAACAAAUGGGGUUUUACAUCAGUCAGAUAGUCCUGAUCAGCAGCAACAUUUCCAAAAGCACUUAUCACAAACAAAGAUUGACUCCCAGUUACAAUCCUAUACACAGAAAAAUAAAGCAAAUUGUUUUGGCUUUCAGUCUAUGCCAGAACAAGAAACUCAGCAUGCAUUUGACCAAGUCUUGAAACAGCACUUAAAAUUAGAGACUUCAAAGGCUGAGUUAGUUUCCCAUAAUUUGCAACAUGCAAUACACCAGCAACAUACAAAACAAUGUGAAAGUCCACGGCUAAACCUUAACAAACAUCUUCAGCAGAAACAGAGCAAAGAGGAAUUAUCACAAGCCUAUGCUAGCUCUAUGUACAAAUGUAAUCAAUCUAGAGGGAGCACACAAAACUCCUUAAAUCUAGAAGAAAACACGCAUUCAAUAAAUCCUUACCCAAAUUCCAUUGGUUACCAAUUUUCUGCUGAAGACUUGGAGAGGGAAUUGAGGAAAUACUCAAGCAGCACAAUUGCAGCCCUUCAUCAAAAUCAUGAACCAAACAUGCAAAUUAUGGGACCUUCUUGUGUAGGCAAAGAGCUAUAUACACCAGAGAAGAUUGAAUUUGGCAAAAGUAAUGGUAAAGACGUGACCGAGGAAUUGCAGCAACAUAUGAGACAUUAUCAGAAUCAUAAUAUUCAACAGCAUGACACACUCAAUUACAACAACAAACAAAAUAACAGGGUUCCCUUUUCUAAUCCUUCACAUCCGCUGAAACAAGAGAACAGCAGACUAAAUCAUGAAGUUCCAAGAAGCAUGGAACACCAAAAAAGAUACUUACCACAAAGCCAUCCUACAACUAGUCUUUCACAAGAUCAAACAAGGUAUCAUUCUCAGUUUGCAAACCAAGUAGAUUGUAUCCCAAAAUAUGCUGCUCUGCGGCAUCACUUGCUUCAGCGCAGAGAGCAACAAAAGCAUGAAAGUUCUCAUGGGCGUAGAUCUGCAAAAUUAGAGAACAACUGCAUGCGUACACCCGGGGAAAACAAAGCCGGGAGAAAAACAAUCAAGCAGGAGAGUCAGCAUUUUGGUACAGAGAUCAUGCAACAAAAGAGUAUAAUUGAAACAAUGGAACAGCAGAUGAAACCGUAUCCUGGCAAAUCGGUGUUUCAUAAUCAUAUAUCAACAAUUAAAUCACCCAAGCAUGUUAAGGUAGAGUCGUCAGGUCCCAUUACAAUUCUAAGUACACACACUAAUUCUUCUACACUAGACCAACAACCCAUUCCUCCUCAAGAAAAAACCCCAACCAAGAGGGCAGCAGGAUCUGCUCUGAAUAAUUUUUUAGAAUCGCCUUCAAAGCUUCUGGGCACACCUAUUAAAAACCUUUUGGACACCCCUGUGAAAACACAGUAUGAUUUUCCAUCGUGCAGCUGUGUAGGUAAGUGAUAACUUUGCUAUACAAUACAUUUUGCAGGAAAAGCUGUAAUAAUUUUUGUUUCAAUAGUAACAUCAAGUUUAAAAACUGCCACUUUCUAGUCAUGAAUUUUCUUAACAGGCUAUAUGUCAUUGAGAUAAAAUGUCACAAAGCGUCCUGACUUUCCAGUUGUACAGAUUUCGAAAAAACUUUUUAAUUUUCUAUAUUUUGACACAGAAUCCUUUUUAUCUAUCUUAUGCAAAGGAAUAAUAAUCUAGUGUGUUGAUGUUCAGAGUGAGUCUUAUCAUCAGAUAACGUGUCGUGAUUUACAUGUAUGGAAUAAAACAUCUGAAAUUUUGGUUUGAACAGAACAAAUCAUUGAGAAAGACGAAGGACCCUACUAUACACAUCUUGGAGCUGGACCUAACGUAGCCACCAUCAGGGAAAUGAUGGAAGAAAGGUAAUCAACAUACACAGCCAUUUAAAAAAUAAAUUAUGCUUAUAUGGGUUACUGUUAAGCUUCUAAGCUGUUAAGUAUAUUAAAUAUAGUAUAUACAAUACAUGUUGUACAUGUUUGUAUAGGUGUAAAAUGUAUCAGUGUGUGGGCUUGAAUCGCAUAUGUGUAGGAAAAUUUCUAUACAUGCAUAUUUUUUUAGUUCUACAUAAGAAAAUGUAGGGAGUACUUUUUUUCAAAUGGUGGUUGUAAUUUGGCAAUGGGUUAAGCUAAAGAAAGCCCCAUUUCAGUUGCUAAUUCACUCACAAUCCAUCAGUCAAAAGAAUCCCACCAAAGGGCAAACUGCAGACAUUGUGGACAGAGGAGAAAAAAAAAGAAGCGCACAGAUUUUGAAAUUCAGCACAAGGAAGUAAAGAUAAUACAUAUUAACUAAGCCAAAUAACAAACUCAUCUUACAGGGCUGUUCACCAAACUCCAGAUUCUGUCCAGAUCGAAAAUAUUCAAUCAAAAUUACUAAAUUCCAAUCGCAAUUGCAAUUCCAUUAUUUACUGUAUCCAAAUAUUGUCGGGACUCUGUUAACUCAGGCCAAUCAGCUGCAAUUGAGAUGAGUCAAACGGGGGAUAAAAUAAUUAUAAAAACAGAUGUUUUAUAACGUAUUUAUUAAAAUAAAAUAUAUACCGGUAUAUAAAAAGCCAUAUAUAUAUAUAUAUAUAAUAUAAUGAGGACAAACAAAGAAAAAGCAAAAGAAAGUUCAAAUAUAAGUCCAAGAGUGAAUCCAAAUGGUAAAACUUGCUGGAAGAUAAAACCUCAAAGAGUCAGGGUAGUUCCUCUGGAAUGGGGUCAGAUCAGAGUAUUCUUGGCAGCCAUAUAUGCAACAGAAAGAGAGAACUAAUGGUGCAGAAAAUCCCAGAAUAACAUAAAAGUAAAUAAAACGUCUAUGGUCAUACUUACAUUUGAUAGAGCUUGACCUAGCUCUAGUCUGAAUGUCAUACAGUGGUACAAUCCCCACUUAUAGGAUAAGUGAGACGGUGUAGGUAGGCUGGUGUAUCAUCGGUAUGAAGAUCAUACAAAAUAUAAAAGAGACAGCAGUUGUGCUCACAGUAUAAAAGGUACCCGGAGCAUAGAAUAUAGAAUAGGUGUUCACAUUUAAUUGGGCAGAUUAACUGCUCAAUGUGUAGGCGUAAGUGGUAUAAUCCCCACCGUGGAUCCUUUUAGCGUAGUCCUCACAGGAACUUAAAAUCGGAUGCCAGGUAGAAAAUAAUAAAGUAAAAUGGCACACUCACAGUGGAAAGAGGCCAAAAUACGUUAAUUAAAAUACAAUUUAAAACAAACAGUUAAAAUAUCCACAACGCGUUUCACCAAAGUGGCUUUGUCAAGUGGAGGUAGAAAAAGUUAAACAUUUUUGUAUUUUUAGUUAGGUAUAUUAGCGCUGAUCUUUUUUUAUCCUUUUGUCAAUCUGCUGCAAUUGUCCUGAUGUAUUUAGUGUCUGCGUUAUAAUCUGUGCUUGCGCAUUUAAAUGUACAAAAUAUAUGAUUCAAAGACAUCACAAAGCAUUGAUUUUAAACUGAAUGGGGACAAAAUGCAUGCAGCUUAAUACAUAUUUAUAAAUUAUAUAAUAAUACAUAUAAAUAUAUAUGAUAAUACAUAUAAAUAUAUAAAUACAUAUUUAUAAAUUAUAUGAUAAUUUUAAGCAAUAUUAAGUCGUAGUUGGAUAACCUUAGCAAUGCAAGGGUUAUUUAUGUGGCAACUAGCCGGUACUUGUGAGCCAUUCGCCACAUAAAAUAAAAUUGAUGGGGGUUAAAGGACGGUUCAAAACCUUCCUCUGCCCACAUCUACCAUGCAUGUCUACUAAACAUAUAGCAAUAGCGACUGGGCAGCCAUUGGGGAUGGGGCAUUCAGACAUGAGUAACCACACUAAUCUUAAAACAUCACAUUGCAUGUAUGUAGUUUGCUAGCAGAAUUGUUGGCAAAUGUCUAGAUUUCUAUAAAUUUAGAGGUUGAAUUGCAAUACUUUCCUCCUCUGCCCAGUCACUUCAGGCUGUGCAGAUCAGCACAAACAUAAGAACGCUGUGUUCUGCAUGCCUGUUAUCAUGGAAACCCGUAGACGUCUCUACUGCUUGCAUUUACCCUAAGAGAAAGCAAUGUCUGCAAGUGGGGAGGGUAGGCUCAGUGUGAGAGCAGCAGCCGCAAAGUAGAGAGAAACAGCCACAAGGAUUUAUUGUAGGAGCUUUGGAGGCAGUCUGAGAACGCAAAGAGAAAGCGCAAAUGGCUUAUUUUACAUACAUAAAGUGAUGGGACUUUUUUUUCUCAGUCUGUUUUUAAUUGAACACAGAUUUUAAAUACAAAUGUGUACAGUUAUGGCAGGAGUAAAGCCAAGCAUUGGAGAUAGAAACAAGCUUCACAAUACAUGUCAAGGGCCUAACUAUGACAAUAAAGAGUAACUAAGAGCAUGCAGAGACAUAUGUGACGUAUAGAUGUUAUAGGCCUUAUUUUAUAAAAAAAAAAAAGAAAUGAAAGCAAUAAAAUACAGUGCAAUGUGACUAAUCCAAAAUAGUAUCUUAACAUAAUGAUGUACUGAUGGUGAUAAGCAAACAACAAUAGUAAUAAAGUAAAUUAUUCAAGGUUCACAUACGAGAAUAAUGUGCCACCGCGGAUGGCUCUAGUGGUAAAUGCGAAUGUCCAAGAUAUAUGGGACAUAUAAUGUGUGGUCAGCAGAAAAAUAGCACUUUCAACUUAGGAGAAAAGGACAAGCAGUAACAUAGAAUUGAGCUGAAGAGCAAGGCUUGGUAGGCUUAGGGACACAGAAGUGGCCGAUGCAGCACUUAUGAGAUAGGGUGUCUCAGUGCUGUAAUCCGCUUAACUUCCGUUGGCUUUGGAAGCACCCAGCUCCGAUGCAGGCCGGAACUCCUUGCCCCAUAUGUGCUGGCGAUGCAUAAUUUGGGUGCUCUCCCAGUACAUGACCGGUCUGGAGGCCGCUGGAGAAAGAAUCCUCAGCUGAGUGAUUCUGUGAGUUUUGUAGGGCAGGCUGCUGGAAGAACAGCUUCCUCCAAAAAUCAUCAAGGAAUUUGUCCAGCCUGGAUAGCGCUCCGGACAUCACUCCUCCAUAACAGAUGCCAAUUUGGGUACUGUUGCUGUUUGCGGUGCAACACAUCACUGGUGAUGUGAAAGAGCCUCCAGGGUGGGGACCAUCAAUGUGGCUGAAGAUCAACAUACGCUGGUUGGGGAGAACGGCACCUCUCCCUUCUGCGCCUGCUAACCCUCACACCAGUCAGCAGAGAACUCCAUCCGGACGGCUGCUACUGACCGCUGGAAGUACCCCCAAGGCGGCCAAUCGAUGCGGAGCACACAAGCUGACUCCAAGAGAGAGCCGAGGCCAGGUAAGCAGUUCAAAAUGUCUGAUUUAAACUGAGCAUCAGAAAAAGACAUCUGCCCAAAAUCGGAGUCAGGCCCUACUCCCCAGUGAUGGGACUUUUCACCCAUUAUGGGAUGCAAAUAAGUACCUCCCAAACGGGGGGGGUGCAGCUGAAGUGAGCAUGUAUACCACCCACUAAAAACAUUGAUGCUUUCAUUGGUAGACAGGGGUAAUGGCAACAAAUGUAAAAUAUAAGUGUUUAUUAAUAGUAUUACAGAUACAUGCAAAUCAACUAAUAAUUAAUAAUGCUAGCCUUUUAUAGCAGCUCCAAUCUUUCUUGGACUGCUUUCAUAUAAUAUCUGAUUUUGGAAUAUUGCACUCUUCUCUGAAAUCAAAAACCUCCAGUACAUGAAUGGAAAUUUGCUUUGCAUAGUGCCACUAGUACUUUGGGCCUAGCACUGAUGUCAAUGUUUAGAUUUAAUGAUUUCAUAGGUUUUUGUCUUCCGGAGAACAUGAUAUUCCUUUUGAAUUUUAGCAUAGUAAUGUGUAUGGAACAUGGGUACCUCAUGAAGAACCUGGUUUUCCUGUAAAAUGGCCGUUCGGCAGCAGUUAUAAGACCAUGCAGAAUAAUUGUAGGAUUUAAUGAUUCCCAUAACAUGGCUUCCCAUACCAUUACAGACCCCCAACAUGUUUAACAGUUGGCAACAGACAUUGAGGCUUGAAGGAAUCCUCUGAAUUUUUGGAAACUCAAACCCAUAUAGAUGCAGAAAAAUAAUGUCUACGAUAACUUGGUGGAUUAUAUUACAUUUUUCCAUUGCUCUGCUUUAAAAAUGUUUUUGUUUUUUUUUGUCAUCAGUCUUAGGUUUAAGUGGUUGGCAAAUUCCAGGUCUACUAGCCUCACCAUGUAUACAGUUUUUGCUGAGACCAGAUUACUGUGAUGCUAAUUCAAUUAUGUGUUAAUUUGUAACGCUGUACGCUUAUGGCAUUUAGAAACUAGCAAAGUUACUUUGUCGGGGAGCUUUAACUUGAAACUGUUGCUUUGCUCCACAUUAUCAAUACAAUCGUUCUGUGUGACAGAUGUCAAUAUUUUUUAAAACGUUUUACUUUACCAAAAAUUUCACCUUCUGAGUAUUCAAAGCAAAAAGUAACACAGUAAAGGAGUUUACGCAUGCGUGGGAUAGGCAUAAGGCUAUCCUAACUAUAAGAUAAGACUAGGGACUAAUGAAAGUAUUUAGAAAAUUGGGCAGACUAGAUGGGCCGAAUGGUUCUUAUCUGCCAUCACAUUCUAUGUUUCAAAAGGAAGCCGUUAUCAAGGGGCAAAUUGUCAUCAUAAUAAUGUUUUUUACUAGCUUGUUACUUUAAAGUAGUUUUUUCAUAUAGCAUUUGUUAUUUUCUUUACGCAAUAUAUGUCUGGGGUUUGUAAUCCUAUAUAGGGGUUUGUAAUCCUAUAUAAGUAACUGUGUGCGUGGCUAUGAAUUUUUAUGUAAAAAUGUGUUCAUAAUGUAUAGAAAGGGCAUUUUACGUUAAAAAUAGACAGUUAAAGGAACUCUUCAAGCUCCAUAAACCCUAGACCAAAGUAAUAUAUAGAAUAAUUUAGCAGGCACUAACCUCACAAUUUACUUCAAACAAAAGAUUAGAGUCUUAUAUAUUAUUAUAAUUAUUAUUAUAUGGUAAGUCAUUAAAUAAAUGCCUGAAAAUAGACUAAAAGUCCAAAAGUCUCUAUGUGAAAAUUCCGAUGUGUACAUUUUUCCACCAGAGUGAAUGAAGUUUGCAAACUAAAUUAGCUCUUUUAAAAUAGCAUUUUAUUUGACACACAAUUAAAAGCACAAAAUUACUGACAAAGUAAAGCAUAACUUAUUAAAAUCAUUUUUAUGACCACAAUCAUCUCUUCAGGUUAUCUCCUCAAGAGCCCAGAUUAGUGCCGACUUCUACUCUGCCCUUUGUACAAUGGCACAAUAUGUUCACCAGAAAAAAAAGGCAGUGUGUGUUGCAGGAGCCAGCUGACCAAGACAGGAUGCAUGCCGUAAACUGUAAAACAAGGAACAAAGCCCAACAUAUUUUGCUAAUACAAUCCAUAUCAUCAGAGGCAUGCCUGUCUUAGGUGGCUGGCUGCUUCAACACACGCUGUGAUUUCUUCUGGUAAUUGUAAUCUAUCAGUGUACAGGCGACAGAGGAGGAACUGGGACUCAUCUGGGCUCCUGAUGAGAUAACUUAAAGCAGCAAUUGCUGUCACAGGAAUGAUUUUAAGAAGUAAUACUCCUGAUAUGCUUCACUUUGUCUGGAAUUCUGUAAGUGUUUUUAAUUAUGUGAUGAAUAAAGUGCUAUUUUAACAGAGAGCAUGUGUUCUCCUAAUUUUUAUUUUGAAGACAUUAUUCAUUCUGGUGGAAAAAAUUACAUAUGGGGGGAUUAUGUUGUUGCCACACACACACACUUAUUUUGCGGGUGCCUUUUUAGUGGCUUGGCCACUGGGUAUCCAUUGCUAUUAGUUUUAAAUAUUUUUUAGAACUGCCACCAUGUUGCAUGGCAGCUGGGGGCAUAGGGAGUUUUUAAACCUCCCUAUAAGGUUUUUCUUGGCUCCCGAUAGGGGUUUAUUAUUUUUUUAAUUUGGUGGCUGGCUAGCCUCACAGCGCCAUGAGUUUUUAACUAUUGUUUGGAUUUUUUAAAAAUCUGAGUCCGGCUUUGAAGUAUUCAGUCUGGAUUUCAGCUGUCUGGCGGUGUUCUGUUUCUGUCCAGCUAAAAUCCAGACCUGUUUCAGGCUUAUUCCAGACAGGGUUAGACAAGAUGACCAAUGUCUGGAUUUUGCAGUCCAAGAGGCCCUAUACAUAGCUGGAUGGUUUUACCCUGUGUGAUACAUGGUCAUACAGACUUUAGUGAACAGCCCUGUUGGUAUGUAGCUACUUUCUUUUUUAAUUAUAGUUUUCACAAUACUCUUGUAUAAAAUGUUAAAAAAUCAACAAAAAAAUAUACAGAACAUGGAACUCCUUUAUUAGUAGCUCUUGUUGUGGUUUUGAUGCCAACAUGGGUCAAGGGGUAAUGUAAACCAGGUAAAGAAUAUGUUUGGCACCCACUGGGGGUGUGCCUAAACUAUUUUAUGUCCUAUUGUAUGUCUGGUCUUUUACUAUGUUUCAUCCUUUUCCUUCUGAAUGCUGACUAAUCAUCAUUGAAAUAUAGUUCAGAAACAUCUGGGAAAAUAUGGUUCGUGGUAAUGACUAACCAUUUGACUGCAGAUAUUUAUGGCUCACAUUUCCUAUUAUGCCGUUAUCCUGACUGCAUGUAUGAAUGGCUACUCCGUUGGUUUUCAUAAAACAUGCUCUGUAUGUUCUGUUAACUUUUUCUUUUUUUAAAUCUAGCUUUAAAAACAUCACUACAUUAUUUGCAGUAGAAGAGUGGAAAAAUUAUUACAGUUGCAAAGACUAGCAGUAUGUUCUUCAGACUCACCGAUGGAGUCUGUAGUAAUUUCUUGUCAUUGCUGGCUUUUUUUUCCAGAAAGGCUCACUGAGAGUAUGUCUGAACUGGUACUAGUGUUCUCUUCUGUAUAUCAGUGGUUUUAGUCCGGUAAGAUGCCUGCAUAACCCUGCGUAGGGCAGGAGUUUCCGUUACCAGCAGUUUUAUAUUUGCCCCCACCCGCUGCCAUGUCUGGUGGUGGAGACAUUAGAUGCAUUUUAAUGUACUCUGAAUGUUGGCAGAUAUCCAUAACUGAAAGGGUUAAACUAUAGGUCACUCAACUUGUGCAAAACCAUGUUUAUCUUUCAGGUUUGGUGAGAAGGGUAAAGCUAUCAGAAUUGAGAAAGUGGUGUAUACAGGAAAAGAAGGCAAGAGUGCUCAGGGAUGCCCUAUUGCAAAAUGGGUAAGUGAAAUCCAUACAUCAGUUGUACCAUGGGUGGUGGUCCCUCUAAUCAAGAUGGAUACGUUAAUUUGUGUCUUUUUUUUUCUUUUUAUUAUUAUUUAAGUAACUUUUAAUUACUUUCAGAAAAAAUGUAUGUAUUGUUUUGAAACAGAUACAUAUAGGUCAAAGAUACAUAAUGCAAUAUUGAUUUAUAAUAUAUUACCAACAAAGCAUUUUGGUAACCUCAGCUGGAACCAGAUAAAAUACAACAUCUGAGACUGCUUUAUUUUAAGCAAACAAUGUGUAACACAAUACAGUCAAUGCAAGCCCCAUUGCCUUGACCUCUUGUAAAAAAUAAAAAAAAGUUUUAAAGCGAAAUUGGUCAGAAAUUAUGAAAAGAACAGAUUCUGGAAGAGGACGGUAAGUUUGAGAUGACAGAGCCAUUUUAAAUAGCCAGUGAUGUCUUCUUUUGUAAAUGGUAUGCCAUGAUGGGGGUAAAGAACAGUUGAGGCCUUAUAUAUUGUCACAAAUGUGAUCUGAUCUCAGUAAAUCAAUUGGUGAAAAUUUGAAAACUGAAGAUUGUAUGGCUGUCAUUUGACCCUAACUUUUCUAAAACCUGGUCUAAGUUGCUGUACUCGGUCGCGGUAGCAGAAUACAAAUUUAGGUUCUUUAUACUAGCUAGAUGUACAUUAUCCGAACUAAUCCUUAGGAAAUGAAACACGCUUCAGAAAAACACAAAAAUAAAUAGGUAUUUUUUGCUGUAUUAGUGAUGAAAUGGUUAAAUGAAAAAUAUCAAGAUGCUAUUAUAUCUCCUCAUGCAGCUAUUCUUUUGUGGUAGCACUACUAUUUGUAUAGAGCUUUAUUUUUAGCAAAGCUAUGUACUUUUUUUUUUCAAAUUAUUUUUAAAUAAGUUGUGUUAAGUAUGGGGUAUCUGAUUAAAGUUCUAUAUGUUGUUAAAAGACACAAAAAGUAGUAUGUACAUGUGCAAAACAGCUAAAGUGCCAAAAAGGCUUUAGUAACAAACACAAAGAAUCUAAAAAGGGGUUUAAAAGUAUCUUUAUUAUGUAAACCGGUAAGAAAUUUAUAAAAACAGAGGAGCAGUGAUUCUGACAGUAUUAUGUAAUGCAAUAAAGGCAGUGUCAUAUAAUGCAUUUAUUAGAUAUAAUAACACAGUCCUGGUGUCUAUAAAGUCAUUUGAAUUACUUCAGUGUGCCUCCGUACACUUCCAAUACCAGAGAUUACAGACAUUGCUCCACUUAAAGGGCUACUCCAAUCACCAUGACCACUUCUACUUGUAUACAUCUCCCUCCCUUGCAGCUUUCAUUUGACCUCUCCUCCCUGAAACAUCAGUGCUCUAUAUAUAUAUAUAUAUAUAUAUAUAUAUAUAUACACACACAUACAUACAUAUAUACACACACACAUAUGUAUACACAUACAGUCAGGUCCAUAAAUAUUGAGACAUCAACACAAUUAUAAGCUUUUUGUCUCUAUACACCUCCACAAUGGAUUUGAAAUGAAAUGAACAAGAUGUGCUUUAACUGCAGACUUUCAGCUUUAAUUUGAGGGUAUUUACAUCCAAAUCAGGUGAACGGUGUAGGAAUUUCAACAGUUUGUAUAUGUGCCUCCCACUUUUCAAGGGACCAAAAGUAAUGGGACAAGUGGCUGCUCAGCUGUUCUAUGGCCAGGUGUGUGUUAUUCCCUCAUUAUCCCAUUUACAAGGAGCAGAUAAAAGGUCCAGAGUUCAUUUCAAGUGUGCUAUUUGCAUUUGGAAUCUGUUGCUGUCAACUCUCAAUAUGAGAUCCAAAGAGCUGUCACUAUCAGUGAAGCAAGCCAUCAUUAGGCUGAAAAAACAAAACAAACCCAUCAGAGAGAUAGCAAAAACAUUAGGUGUGGCCAAAUCAACUGUUUGGAACAUUCUUAAAAAGAAAGAACGCACCAGUGAGCUCAACAACACCAAAAGACCCGGAAGACCACGGAAUACAACUGUGGUGGAUGACCGAAGAAUUCUUUCCCUGGUGAAGAAAACACCCUUCACAACAGUUGGCCAGAUCAAGAACACUCUCCAGGAGGUAGGUGUAUGUGUGUCAAAGUCAACGAUCAAGAGAAGACUUCACCGGAGUGAAUACAGAGGGUUCACCACAAGAUGUAAACCACUGGUGAGCCUCAAAAACAGGAAGGCCAGAUUAGAGUUUGCCAAACAACAUUUAAAAAAGCCUUCACAGUUCUGGAACAACAUCCUAUGGACAGAUGAGACCAAGAUCAGAAGGAAAGGAACUGCUCAUAAUCCAAAGCAUACCACCUCAUAAGUGAAGCAUGGCGGUGGUAGUGUCAUGACGUGAGCACGUAUGGCUGCCAAUGGAACUGGUUCUCUUGUAUUUAUUGAGGAUGUGAGUGCUGACAAAAGCAGCAGGAUGAAUUCUGAAGUGUUUCGGGCAAUAUUAUCUGCUCAUAUUCAGCCAAAUGCUUCAGAACUCAUUGGAAGGCGCUUCACAGGCGCAGAUGGACAAUGACCCGAAGCAUACUGCAAAAGAAACCAAAGAGUUUUUUAAGGGAAAGAAGUGGAAUGUUAUGCAAUGGCCAAGUCAAUCACCUGACCUGAAUCCGAUUGAGCAUGCAUUUCACUUGAUGAAGACAACACUGAAGGGAAAAUUCCCCAAGAACAAGCAGGAACUGAAGACAGUUGCAGUAGAGGCCUGGCAAAGCAUCACCAGGGAUGAAACCCAGCAUCUGGUGAUGUCUAUACAUUACAGACUUCAGGCUGUAAUUGACUGCAAAGGAUUUGCAACCAAGUAUUAAAAAGUGAAAGUUUGAUUUAUGACAGUUAAUCUGUCCCAUUACUUUUGGUCCCUUAAAAAGUGGGAGGCACAUAUACAAACUGUUGUAAUUCCUACACUGUUCACCUGAUUUGGAUGUAAAUACCCUCAAAUUAAAGCUGAAAGUCUGCAGUUAAAGCACAUCUUGUUUGUUUCAUUUCAAUCCCAUUGUGUUGGUGUAUAGAGCCAAAAAGAUUAGAAUUGUGUCGAUGUCCCAAUAUUUAUGGACCUGACUGUAUAUAUGUAUAUAUAUACAGUUGCAAGAAAAAGUAUGUGAACCCUUUGGAAUGAUAUGGAUUUCUGCACAAAUUGGUCAUAAAAUGUGAUCUGAUCAUCAUCUAAGUCACAACAAUAGACAGUCACAGUCUGCUUAAACUAAUAACACACAAAGAAUGAAAUGUUGCCAUGUUUUUAUUGAACACACCAUGUAAACAUUCACAGUGCAGGUGGAAAAAGUUUGCGAACCCUUGGAUUUAAUAACUGGUUGAACCUCCUUUGGCAGCAAUAACUUUAACCAAAAGUUUCCUGUAGUUGCAGAUCAGACGUGCACAACGGUCAGGAGUAAUUCUUGACCAUUCCUCUUUACAGAACUGUUUCAGUUCAGCAAUAUUCUUGGGGUGUCUGGUGUGAAUCGCUUUCUUGAGGUCAUGCCACAGCAUCUCAAUCGGGUUGAGGUCAGGACUCUGACUGGGCCACUUCAGAAGGCGUAUUUUCUUCUGUUUAAGCCAUUCUUUUGUAGAUUUACUUCUACGCUUUGGGUCAUUGUCCUGUUGCAACACCCAUCUUCUGUUGAGCUUCAGCUGGUAGACAGAUGGCCUUAAGUUCUCCUGCAAAAUGUCUUAAUAAACUUGGGAACUUUGAUGAUAGCAAUCCAUCCAGGCCCUGACGCAGCAAUGCAGCCCCAAACCAUGAUGCCUCUACCACCACACUUCACAGUUGGGAUGAGGUUUUGAUGUUGGUGUGCUGUGCCUUUUUUUCGCCACACAUAGUGUUGUGUGUUUCUUCCAAACAACUCAACUUUGGUUUCAUCUGUCCACAGAAUAUUUUGCCAGUACUGCUGUGGAACAUCCAGGUGCUCUUGUGCAAACUGUAAACGUGCAGCAAUGUUUUGUUUGGACAGCAGUGGCUUCCUCUGUGGUAUCCUCCCAUGAAAUCCAUUCUUGUUUAGUGUUUUAUGUAUUGUAGAUUCGCUAACAGGGAUGUUAGCAUUUGCCAGUGACUUUUGUAAGUCUUUAGCUGACACUCUAGGGUUCUUCUUCACCUCAAUGAGCAGUCUGCACUGUGCUCUUGCAGUCAUCUUUACAGGACAGCCACUCCUAGGGAGAGUAGCAGCAGUGCUGAACUUUCUCCAUUUAUAGACAAUUUGUCUUACCGUGGACUGAUGAACAGCAAGGCUUUUGGAGAUACUUUUAUAACCCUUUCCAGCUUUAUGCAAGUCAACAAUUCUUAAUCGUAGUUCUUCUGAGAGCUCUUUUGUGCGAGGCAUCAUUCACAUCAGGCAAUGCUUCUUGUGAAAAGCAAACCCAGAACUGGUGUGUGUUUUUUAUAGGGCAGAGCAGCUGUAACCAACACCUCCAAUCUCAUCUCAUUGAUUGGACUCCAGUUGGCUGACAUCUCACUCCAAUUAGCUCUUGGAGAUGUCAUUAGUCUAGGGGUUCACAUACUUUUUCCACCUGCACUGUGAAUGUUUACAUGGUGUGUUCAAUAAAAACAUGGCAACAUUUCAUUAUUUGUGUGUUAUUAGUUUAAGCAGACUGUGAUUGUCUAUUGUUGUGACUUAGAUGAUGAUCAGAUCACAUUUUAUGACCAAUUUGUGCAGAAAUCCAUAUCAUUCCAAAGGGUUCACAUACUUUUUCUUGCAACUGUAUAUAUAUAAUUAUUAUUGUCCUUUCACUCUCCUGUCUACCCACAAUGCCUCUGAUCGGGUGAAGCAGUCUAGUUGAUUGAACUGCGCAAGGCCCGCGGUUUUAUGUCUUAUUGCAAAAUGUAGGUGAGAGUCAAUUAAAAAAAGGGUGGGGGGAGAGGGGUGGAGUAGCCCUUUAACCCCUUAAGGACCAAACUUCUGGAAUAAAAGGGAAUCAUGACAUGUCACACAUGUCAUGUGUCCUUAAGGGGUUAAAGUAGCACUGUCAUGCCGAAUUUACCCUUCUACUAUCGUUUCCUCCUCUCUUCCUCUCUCAGAAUCUGUAGGGACUACUUUGUCUUAUAUAUUUUUUCUACGCUUGACCUCCUCUGAUCCAUUUCCUGUGGUCAAUUAAAUUUUCCCACAAUACUCACCCUCCUCUGUGUUCUCGCAAUUCCUCCUUUUACUAUUCCAGAAUGUCCUGUCAUAUAAACAGUGCUCCGGCGAAUUCAACAAAUUUUGUGUGAACCGAAUGCCCACAGUUUGUCCAUUCAUGUUCGCAUGAAAUUUGGUGAAUUUGUUCGGUUCGGAAUUUCAUUCGGAGAAUUCGGUUUUGAUCCGCUUCUUGGCACGACUGCAUCUUGUAGCCAGUUAGUAGAUAACCCCCUAAUUCCCACAGUGGGUCACCUAUUUAAAUAAUGAACGGGAAGGGGGGGGGAUAUACUCCAACCCUUGCACAGCAGGUAAGGGCUAUUAAACUAAACUGGGGGCAUAGUGGCAUUAGCAAGUAGGGGAUAGAGGGAGAUUUUAGUCUCCCUUAUGAUGGGGUCAUAUUUACUCCCACAAAGUGGGGGGGAUUAAGGAAGUAGUGGGGAGCAGCACAGCUCCCUGACGCUUCUAUUUUUACAUAUUACAAGGAGUGAGCCACAAGCCGUAGCUCCCUCCUUGUAAUAAACUUAGCCUACAAAUUUUUGGACAAGAGCGAAGUAUUCAACUGUGCUAUCUAGUGUGGGCAGAUGACGUGUGCCACAGGGACAUACCACUUUAAAAUGGCGGAGCCUAGGACCCUGGACCGGGCAAAAAAAUAAAAAAGGCGUUAGAAAAAAAUAAAUGGUAAAAUGAGGGACCAAAGAGCAUUUGGUGGUGGCUAGUGGGACAAUAAAAUGUAGUCGGGAGGGGGUUUAAAAAAAUGGAUGUGGCCAUGACAUUGCCACUUUAAGUCUAUCUUCAUCCAAGGCACAUGUCCCUAUAUCCCCACCCAAUCCCCCACCCCCUUUAAAUAAUAGUCACUGUCCAAUUAUGUAUAAAUCAUAGUUAAAUAUACACUUAGAAAUAAAAAAUGUGUGUGUGUGUAAGUAUAUAUAAUCUGAAAAUAGACUUGUGUCCAUCAUAGUUCAGCCUUCCUCACAUAUGUUUUUGCUGUUGAUCCAAAAGAAGGCAAAAAACCCAGUCUGAAGCGCUUCCAAUUUUGCAACAAACUAGGAAAAGUUCCUUCUUGACCCCAAAAUAGCAGGUGUCUCCUUGGAUCAGCUAUUACGCCACUAAUUAGAAAUGAUAUCCCUGUAUGUUAUGUUAUUGCAAGUAUUUAUCCAAUUGCAGUUUAAACAUCUGUAUGGACUCUGAUAAAACCGCCUCUUCAGGCAGAGCAUUCCAUAUCCUUAUUGCUCUUACUGUAAAAAAAAACAAAAAAAACCUUUUCUUUGCCUUAGAUGAAAUCUCCUUUCUUCCAGCCUAAAUGUGUGACCUUGAGUCCUAUGUAUAGCCCUGUUUAUGAAUAGAUUUCCAGAUAGUGGAAAAUGUAUUCAUACUUACCGUAAUUUUAUUUUCCUGGCUAUUAUUCAUGUCAGCAUAUACACAUGGGUUAGCUCCUCCCCUUACAGCCGAUAGGACAGGAAAAACACCAAGGAUUUAAAAGGAGGCUCCAUUCCUAAGGUCCUCAGUCAGUUUACAAGCUCUACAGUACAUAAAUAGAGACAUUAGUGAGACCUUUGGUACGUCACAUAUUGGUUUCAACACCCUCAGUGGAGGCUUGAGUUCAAUUGCUGCUUACCUGGAGGAAAGCACCAGGGGCAUCAAUGCUCAAUGGGUAUCCUUCGGUACAGGUAGAGAAUGAGAUUGAUAUGCAUUCACCUUAGGCAGGAUCUCAGGUGCUAAAUACAAGACGACCAUAUCCUGUUGAAAAUUAGUGAAUGGGGGUUCACAGGAUCAAAAAGUUCAACCCUUUUCCUUGCUGGGGUACCAGCCACCAGCACUUUCUGUGCUACCACCAUGGAAGCUCCUUCUAGAGGUUCGAAUAAUGGUUUAGUCAGGGCCCGUGAGACCAGUGGUACGUCACAUAUUGGCUUCACCAAACCUAGUGGAGGCUUGAUUUCAAUCAAUGCCUAAAUGAAGCAAAGUGCAGUUAUGUGCUCCUCUAGAGUGUUAUAACACAGAACCUUUCAAGGCCUGAAUGAGGAGUAAUUCCAACAGACAAAAGCAUGUCAAGCUUUGUAAAGUAUGUAUAGGAUUGUAAGAGAAUCUUAAUAACUGUCUCAGGGAUGCCUAUACAUUAUAUGGACUCCCGCAUCAACACCAGAACCUGAGGAUCUUGGUGUGUUAAGGGGCCUUAUAAUAGGUCUGGACAUACUGGAAUUUCCCUUGGAGGUUCCAGAAUCAUCUUAGUCAUCAUAGGAAUUAGAGUCGACACGGUCUUCCACUGUCUCCUUUUGAAUUACCUUUCUAGGAAAGUUGGAAACAGGAAAAUAUGUACAUCAGACUAAAAUUCCAAACUUAAGUCAGCGUAUCCUGAACCUGAGCAUUCUGGUCCUAAAAUCUAGAAAAUACUUCUGGACCUGGUAGUUCCAAGAAAUGACCGUCAGAUCUACGUAGGGUAUCAGACAAAUCGGUGUCAACCCCGAGGAUAUGUCGGGACAUGGUUGCCAAUCCACCUUGUCCACAGUUAUUCGGCUCAAGCAAACAGCUAUUAUAUUCUGAGCCCCUGGUUGUUCUUCUGUGCCCUGAUCAUUAUGGGUUGGAAUUCCAUCAAUACGUAUCUGUGAGACCCAUCUUGAUAGAUAUAGGAUACAGUUGCAUUAAUAUUUGAGCAAAUUUGGACCCACUUGUUCUUCAGCAACCCUCUGAAGUGAAAAAGAGCCUUGAAAAUGACUUGUAAUUCCAUACAAAUGAAUGGAAAUAUUGUGCAACAUGGUCCAAACACUGUGCAACCAAUCUUCUAAAAACUGGAAUUCAAGCUUAUAAUUGACCAAUGAGGUUCUGUUCACUGGAAACUCGGAGCUCUAUUCUUUCUUUUCAGCUACCAGGUAAGGUGUAACUCCAUUGAUGGGGACAUAGUCAGUGGCUGGCUCCAAUAAUCUCUCUCUUGUUAAACCAAGAUAGGUAGGAUCCGUGAGGAAUCCAGAGCUGCCAUUGGGCCCAUCUGACAAGUCUAAUGGUGGAAGAUUGGCCCAAUGGCUAGUAGUUGCAUCUAUUUUCUUGCUGUUACCAAGCAAAAAUGCAGAAACUGGGAGAGAAAAGCUCCACAAUCUGUGGAACUGUUCCUGAGAUAGGGAAAAGCAGAGCAUAGCAUUUUACACUCGGGAAUGUCAACCACUGAGCUGGUGUGAAACUGCUAUUCAUCAAGCAGCCAAACUUUAGGAGUUAUGAAAGAACUAUAUUGCUCUGUGUGCCUGCCUUCUGAGAGUCUAAGGCUGUCAGAAGUAGAUCCUCCAGAUAAUGGAACCAAGUGGUGUUCUGGACUCUCAAUAUCACUAUAAGCACAUAUAAAGAUUCUUGGGGCUGCAUUAAUUUUUUUAACCUUUGUAACUAAAAUGCUCCAUUCCUUUUAUCUAUUUUGAAGCUCAUCUCUGCACUUUUUCUAGUGCCAUGAUAUCCUUCUUUAGAACAGGUGCCAAAAAUUGCACAGCAUAUUCAAGGUGUGGUCUUACCAGCAAUUUAUAAAGAGGCAAAAUUAUAUUUUCAUCCCGAGAAUUUAUGCCCCUAUUUAUACAUGACAAAACCUUACUGGCCUUAGGAACUGCAGAUUGACAUUGCAUUUUGCUGCCUAAUUUGUUGUCUAUUAAAAUUCCCAAAUCCUUCUCGUGUGUGGUUAUCCCUAAUUCACUACCAUUUAGGGUGUAAGUUGCUUGUGCAUUCUUGACCCCAAAGUGCAUAACUUUGUAUUUCCCUAUGUUAAAUUUCAUCUGCCAUUUUAGUGUCCAGCCCCCCAAUCUAUCCAAAUCCCUCUGCAGCAAAGCAAUAUCCUGCUCACAUUUUAUUACUUUACAAAAUUUUGUGUUGUCUGCAAACACUGAUACAUGGCUUUCAAUGCCUAUUUCAAGAUCAUUUAUAAAUAUGUUAAAUAUAUUUAUGUAUUAUUUUUACAUUAUGUGAUAUUAAUUCUAUAUUGAUCGCUGAACACAAAUAUGAGUGGUUUAACAUGACAUGUCAUGAUUCCCUUUUAUUCCAGAAAUUUGGUCCUUAAGGGGUUAAAGCAGGAAAACAUAAAUGAUGAUUAUAUCUUUGGUGAAAGUGCAGUUUUUGUGUGAGAAACGCAAAAAAGCUAAAUGAUAUUUAAGGAGUGUGGGUGCACUUAAUAUGAAAGAGGUCAAAUACGAUUAAACAGGCCACUUCCUUAAACUAAACUUGACCAAAACUGAAAUUCUGGUCUUUCCGCCCUCAAAUGUUGUUACUCCUGUGUCUGUCUCCCUCCAAGUCAACGGUGCUACCAUCAGCUCCACCACGCAGGCUCGCUGCCUAGGUCUCUUUGACUCCUACCUCUCCUUCAAGCCUCAUGUUCAGUCUAUCGCCAAAUCCUGUCAUUUCCAUCUCAAAAACAUUGCGCGCAUCUGCCCCUAGUUAACGCCAGAUGCGACUAAGGUGUUGGUCCAUUCCACUGUCCUUUCUCGCCUUGACUGCUGUAAUCCGCUUUUCAGUGGUCUUAUGCGCUCCCAACUUGCGCCGUUACAGUCCAUAAUGAAUGUAGCAGCAAGGCUCAUCUUCCUGUCCGCCCGCACCUCCCAUGCCUCACCCUUCUGUCAGUCCCUACAUUGGCUUCCUAUAAAAUAUAGAGCUCAAUUUAAAAUUCUGGUUCUUACUUUCAAAUCGCUACAUAAUGCUGCUCCCACCUAUCUAUCCUCCCUUAUACACAAGUAUGUCCCGUCUAGGCCCUUACGAUCUGCUGAAGACUUACGUCUAUCUUCUGUCCGUACUCCCAUCUCUGAUGCUCACCUUCAAGAUUUCUCGAGGGAUGCACCGUUCCUUUGGAACUCGCUUCCCUCCUCCGUUAGAUGCUCACCUAGUCUCCACUCCUUCAAAAAAUCGUUAAAAACACACUUCUUCAUAAAAGCGUAUCAAUUAAACUGUUAAUAGCUCCCGACUGAUUCCUCUUCUGCAACUGUCACUAGUCUAAUACUGUCCUUUACCUUUUUGUGUCAUUUUACCCCACUCCCUCUAGCAUGUAAGCUCAUUGAGCAGGGCCCUCAACCCCUCUGUUCCUGUGUGUCCAACUUGUCUAGUUACAACUACAUGUCUGUUCGUCCACCCAUUGUAAAGCGCUGUGGAAUUUGAUUGCGCUAUAUAAAUAACAUAAUAAUAAUAAUAAUAGCUCAAAUUCUAGGUUUUGUUUUUGUUCAGAACUUGUGCAGUUGCCUGCGUCCCUAAGGGGUUAAGUAUUUUUCAGCUGCUGACCGCGGGUGGGAGUAGGAUGCCUCCCUGUUUUUUGUUUAACAGACAGGUUGUGUCCCCACUAUGUUAUUUUGCAGGCCCAAUACCAAUGACUUUGAGAAACCAGCAUUAUUGUUUGUUGAAGGUCAGACAUGUACAUAUCAUUUUAGUACACCUGCACAAUGUCUCUUGAUGAGUUUAUUUACUCAGCUGUGUAUGCACAGAUCUAUGUAAAAUUGUCUGGAAGAAUUACUGUAGGAUGCCCAUGACACAAUGUAAUAUCUUAAAACACAGGGCUCUCUUCAAUGGUCAUCUCUUUAGAUGCAAAUUUCUUAUUUUUCAAUUCAUAGGUGUUAAUUUAAAUAAUAGCAAAAAUACUAAACAAAGGACUCUUUUUCUUUUUUUAUAUUUUUGCAUACGUCAAUGGGAUUGACCACUUUACAUUACAUACAAAAAAAUAGGAUGUCCAUGCUGCUUUUGAUAUAGUUAUACUUCUAGAAUUUUACACGAAAGCAGCUAAUGUAUACAUGAAAAAUCAUUCCAAAGCAUUUUGAUACUCUGAAAAUGGCAUAAUUGUUUCCAUGCACCAAUCAAUUUGUAUUCCAUUAUUUACAAUAUUCCUUACUGUGCCUAUUAUGUUAUUUUAUGUUCCAUUCCAUAUUGGGUCUAUAUUUUAUAAAGUUGUCACUACCUAUGUAUAAAAGAGGUGAAAAGGAGCUUUUUUUUCUUUUUCUUCUUUUUUUUUUUUCUUCUUUAUUUUAAAACGGUGAUGGUAAGAGACAGUUAACAGGCAAGAUAUUUGGUAGACUUGGUCAAUGAUUACCAAGGUACAGAUAACAUUAGGUGAGAGUGGUAUACAACCUGGAGUGAGCAUUAUGAACAUUAAUAUCUUGCUUUUGUCGUUUAAGCCAUCGGUUCUCAAUGUCCAUAUGUUUACUAUGUGAGUGCUGUAAGGCUGUUUUUUUAAUAAUAUUUUAAUAAAACUUUACGAAAUCCAAUCCACAUAGAACUUGAAGCACGUCAUCGGCAUUCACUGAGCCACUAACGUUAUUGUGAGUCAUGUCUCCAAGGCAAACCGCCCCCUGCACCCUCAUCUACCAUCUUGGUUGCCCAAAUCUGUCCAAGGCGUCCAUAACUUUUUAAAGGACCGAGUGGUGUUGUGUACUAUUGUGGUCAGCUUGUCCAUAAGAUAAUUGCCCUUUAUUUAUUGCAUCACUUCAGGGUAGGUGUUCCAAGUCUUUGCUAUCGCUCGUCUGGCUGCCAGCAUGAUUCUGUUCAUAAGUUUCUGUUGUCUAGCUACCAGUCCUUACACAGGUCUAGCAAAGAAAAAAGCCCAAUGGUGUCAGGAAGCCCUGAACCUAACUCCAGAAUGGUUUCAAUUUCUUACACGCCCAUCAUAUAUGGAUGUAGGUGCCCCUCACCCCGCAACCUUGCCAACAUAGGUUGGAGGCACCUCUGCCAUGCGAUAUAAUCUGAGCUCCUUUUCUAACAAAUGUUUUUACCACUUUUCAGAAUGAUGCUUUUCUGAGACAGUAAAGCAGCUUCCACACUCCAUAUCCUCUUAUUUAAUGUGUAAGAAAUUCAUUCCGAAUUCAAAUGCUUUUUUAAAAUUUUGGCAAUAUCAUACAUUUUUUCUUAUUUUGUGUUUUAUUGAUGGUAAAGAAAAUCAUGAGAAAGGAGCAUAGAAUCCAAAUGAGUAAUAAAAAGCAUUGGGGGAAAAAAUAAUAAAUAUAUAUAUAUAUAUAUAUUUCAAACAAUAAGUUUGGCACUCUGCCUAUUUAUAGGGAAAAAUAAAGAUACUGCCAGGGUGCAAACCUGCGGUGUGUAUGUGUGUAUAUGUGUGUGUGUAUAUAUAUAUAUAUAUAUAUAUAUAUAUAUAUAUAUAAAACAAAAGUAAAGGUGCACUCCUGGAAUUAGUUUCGUUCUUCUGGUUUAUUGUGCAAAAAAAGAGAUCUUGAGAAAGACCUGAAUAAGUCAAAACGUUGAUAGUCUUUUUUGCACAAUAAACCAGAAGCACAAAACAAAGUCCAGGAGUGCACCUUUACUUUUGUUUUAUAUAUAUAUAUAUGUUUUUUUGCACUACAGAAAAAGCACGAAAAAAGGCACCAAUGUGUAAAAUGUAAGUAACCAUUUUUUUGUAAGAAACUAAUGCAAAUGUAAAAAUAUUAGACAUUUUUUAAAUAAUUUGUAUAAUAUAUUGAUGUGUAUUUGCACCUUUUCCUGAGUUGUGUUUCAAAGCUGUUAUAUACAGUAAACAUAAACUUAAAGGAACACAAUAGGGUCAGAAACACAAACAUGUAUUCCUGACCCUAUAGUUUUAAAAACGCAAUCUGCCCCCCAACCCCAUUAACCAUCAAAAUAUGGCAAAAUCUUACUUGUAUUCCAGUCUGCUGCUGCUGGCUCUGCCCUUGACAUGCCUACUUAUUAUUAUUAUUAUUAUUUAUAAUGUGUCAACACAUUCCGUAGCGCUGUACAAUAAGUGGACUAACAGACAAGUAUUUGUAACCAGACAAGUUGGUCGCACAGAAACACAGGGAUUGAGGGUCCUGCUCAAUGAGGUUACUUGCUAGAGGGAGUGGGGUAUAGUGACACAAAAGGUAAGGGUAGGGUAGAAAGGUAGGUUGCUAGGAUAGUAUUCAUUGGGGGUUUAGUGUUUUGUUUUAAUGACAUUGUUUGUUUUCAUCAGAAGUGAUGUUCUAAACCAAUCACAAUGCUUUCCCAAAGGAAAGCAUUGGAUUAACUGAGUAUGUGAAAGGAUGGAGAUGAGGGGCAGAACCAGCACAAGCCAAACACAGCCCUGGCAAAUCAGCAUAUCCUCAUAGAGAUGCAUUGGAUCAAUACAUCUCUAUGGGAAAAUUGAUUGUCUCCAUGCAGAGGGUGGAGACACUGCAUGGCAGUGCUGCACAGUGUGUGUGCAGCACUGCAUCAGGAAGCACCUCUAGCAGCCAUCUGAGGAGUGGGCACUGGAGGUAUCCCUACAUUGUAAUGUAAACAUUGCAUUUAUUUUUUUAAAAUACUGUGUUUACUGCAAAAAGCCUGAAGGGAAUGAUUAUACUCACCGGAUCAAAUACAACAAGCUGUAGUGUCCCUUCAAAGGAAUCCAUGUUUCAAAUGGAAUAAUGUUGCACAAAUUUGCAUAUGCCUACCCAGAAUCUCUUGGAGUAGCAACAUCACUGUAAAUUUUAGAUUUCUGUGAGAAAAAGCAAGUCUUAUGGCUUGAUUGGUGUGUGCAGAUCUUUGUUUAACGAUGUAUUGACUAACUAUAUAUGUGUGUGUAUAUGUAUAUAUGCAUGUUUUUGUUUUUUUGUUCGUUCCCCCAGAUACCCCAGUGUGUACAGUAAAACUUAAAUGUGAAAAUAUUAGAGGACCUUCAGAAAUGUUAUGCAAAACAUCUUUACUCAUAGAACUGUGCUGUUACAUGGCUAAAAAAAAGCUGACUGCGUUGGCCUUUCUUAUUUCCAUUUACAGGUAAUUCGGCGGAGUGGAGACGAGGAAAAGCUGCUGUGCUUGGUGAGGGAGCGGGCUGGGCAUUCCUGUGAGACAGCUGUGAUUGUAAUUCUGAUAUUGGUUUGGGAAGGAAUUUCUGUAUCGUUGGCAGACCGGUUAUACUCUGAGCUCACGGAAACGUUAAGGAAAUAUGGAGCCUUGACAACCAGACGAUGUGCGCGGAAUGAAGAGUGAGUUGUAGAAGAUUAAAUAAAUCUCUUAAAAUGUGUUAUGCACCUGCUGGAUAUUACAAAACUGAUUUUUGGUCUUGUGACCUAAUUUGUGAAAUCGACACAAGGAUUGCAAGACUUGGGAUAGCAUACAAUCUCUAAUACUAUAAAAACAAGCCUCAUAAUUCUGCCAGUGAUAACUGUACAAAACAGAAUGAAUUAUAUUUUCUUUCAUCACAGCAGUUUGUGCACAGCACUGGCAUUUGUUCUUUGAUUAAUGUGCUUGGCAUACAUACCUUGUUUCUAAAAAAAUGUUUAGAUUUAUUUUUACUAUGUAAUCACAAUACUUGCUUUAAUAGUGCUUUUUUCUGAUCAUAAUAUCCCUUCUUCCUAUAUUGGUCAGCAUACACACACUCACACACACCAACUAAAAUGAUGGCACUACCCAUAGAGGGGUUUAUUUCAGGGAGGGCAGGCUGAGAGGAGAGAUGGGCUGAUGGAGUGGGGUUCAUGGUGCUGUUGGCUGUUUGGCAUCGUAUGCUGUUUGUGCUGGCGUCAGUUGCCAAAUAUGCACAGAAUUGACAUUAGCCAAUUCUUGUUCUAGGCUGGCUUAUGACAUCCCAGUGAUGCGGCUGGAGGAAGAGUUAUACCCUCUGCAGCAGAUGGCUUAAACUCUGUAUGUGCAAUGUUUCAUAGCGAAACACUGCACAUACAGUUUACAGGCACCAUAACUACUUCAAAUCAACCUUUUAAUAUUAAGGUUUUGAACUCUGAUUUACUAUGUACACUUAGAAUGUUUUUUGUUUUGUUUUUUUAAAUAUAUGUAUAUGUGCACUUUAUAAUUAAAUCCAUUCUCUUUCCAGGCGCACUUGUGCAUGCCAGGGGCUGGACCCCGAUACCUGUGGUGCCUCAUUUUCUUUUGGGUGCUCUUGGAGUAUGUAUUACAAUGGGUGCAAGUUUGCAAGAAGUAAAAUCCCUCGGAAAUUUAAACUUCUUGGGGACGAUCCAAAAGAGGUUGGUGAUCCUAUAUUUAGGAUAUAACAUUCAGCAAUAUUUUACCCAAAUAUUACUUUUAUGUAAAUUCCAAUAUGGAAAGUGUAAAUAUAGCUAAUUGUUAUAUCCUAUUGCAUUGAUACUGCUGGGUAUUUAUAUAAAAAUGUGAUGUGUUCUCUUAUUUUCAGAUUCACAGAUUAAUAUCACCAAUGGUUUCCUCUGGUCACUUAGGAUGUGCUGCUUAAAACAAUGGGGGGUUUUAUUCACUAUUAAUGGCAUUUCUUUUUCUUUUAAAACAAUCUUUGUACAAAGUCUAAGGCCAAUUAACACCACUUAUUCCUUGCUGUGAGUAGUAGACUGUGUGCUAUGAAUCACUAAAGCCUUUUUGAUCUCAUCUCAUGUCUAUUGUGAUGUAAGCAGACAUUAUCAGAAUUGUCAUGCUCCUGUAGGAAUUAUCUUGUGUUUUGGCACUGCUAAUUUUAAUUUACCUUUCUAAAAAAGAAAAGUAUUCAGUGUGUGCCUUUCAGCCAUGUCCUGCUGGUAGCAAUGCUGUUUUGUUUACAUUAUAUGCAUAUUAGUUGUUUGCUAAGUGUGUAAGCAAUGUUUCGGCUUAACAAUAUUCCUGGUAGAAAGUAGGUGGAGGAGAGAGGCAUGCAGAAACCUUUAUUUUGUAGCAAGUCUCAUAUAUUUUAAGAGUAAUAUGUCUAAACACAGAUUAUCUGACAAGAAUUUGACUGCAUAGAACUGUUUUAAGCAAACUAACAUACAUUGAUUAUUGAACACAGUGUAAGGCUCUAAUUGAGUAUAAAGCAUGCAGUAAUCAAUAGGAUAGUGUCCAUAUUAACAUGAAAAAAAGAGCUGAGGUCAGCUUAUUGUGUGGAAAAGUGUAAAGAACUGACUCGCCCACUGUUCUGAUUAGUGUCUUACAAGGGUUGAUUCACUAAACAGUGAACUGUUGAGACUUAGAAUGAGGGCUGAAAUUGCAAAGCUCUAACUAUACCUGACCAUAUCUGUUUUAGCAUAGAUAUUGAAAAUUGAGUUCUCUAUUCACUACAUAUUGAUAUUGAUAUUGUAAAGGUUGUGGGCCUUUGUUCUGAAUUCAUUUAUGAAAGAUGUUUCACUUUAUUAUCCACCAUUGCAUUGGAAAACUAUUUCUAUUGAGAACUCAAACAUUUUCAGUAGUUCUAGUCAUUUCAAUGAUGACUCUUAAAUCACUCAGCAUGCUAACCUAAAAAUAUAUUCCGUCUUUUUAUCAGUCAGGAAGCUGUGCAUUAUAAUAGUACUCUGAAUACUUAGGUUGGAGUGGCCUCUACUGCUCUGCAUGUGCAAGAACAAAAUAUAAACAGUCACAGGGAAUUAUGAAUGCUGCAUCAUAAACACAGCCAAUUACAUAGCAGCCAGUCCACAUUACUCUAGCUGAUUGAUAAAAGAUAAAAUGAAUUUGUUAGUUGGCAAAAGACUCAAAAUCCCAAUCUUUAAGGUAAAACAUUACAGGGAGUGCAGAAUUAUUAGGCAAGCUGUAUUUUUGAGGAUUAAUUUUAUUAUUGAACAACAACCAUGUUCUCAAUGAACCCAAAAAACUCAUUAAUAUCAAAGCUGAAUAUUUUUGGAAGUAGUUUUUAGUUUGUUUUUAGUUUUAGCUAUGUUAGGGGGAUAUCUGUGUGUGCAGGUGACUAUUACUGUGCAUAAUUAUUAGGCAACUUAACAAAAAACAAAUAUAUACCCAUUUCAAUUAUUUAUUAUUACCAGUGAAACCAAUAUAACAUCUCAACAUUCACAAAUAUACAUUUCUGACAUUCAAAAACAAAACAAAAACAAAUCAGUGACCAAUAUAGCCACCUUUCUUUGCAAGGACACUCAAAAGCCUGCCAUCCAUGGAUUCUGUCAGUGUUUUGAUCUGUUCACCAUCAACAUUGCGUGCAGCAGCAACCACAGCCUCCCAGACACUGUUCAGAGAGGUGUACUGUUUUCCCUCCUUGUAAAUCUCACAUUUGAUGAUGGACCACAGGUUCUCAAUGGGGUUCAGAUCAGGUGAACAAGGAGGCCAUGUCAUUAGAUUUUCUUCUUUUAUACCCUUUCUUGCCAGCCACGCUGUGGAGUACUUGGACGCGUGUGAUGGAGCAUUGUCCUGCAUGAAAAUCAUGUUUUUCUUGAAGGAUGCAGACUUCUUCCUGUACCACUGCUUGAAGAAGGUGUCUUCCAGGAACUGGCAGUAGGACUGGGAGUUGAGCUUGACUCCAUCCUCAACCCGAAAAGGCCCCACAAGCUCAUCUUUGAUGAUACCAGCCCAAACCAGUACUCCACCUCCACCUUGCUGGCGUCUGAGUCGGACUGGAGCUCUCUGCCCUUUACCAAUCCAGCCACGGGCCCAUCCAUCUGGCCCAUCAAGACUCACUCUCAUUUCAUCAGUCCAUAAAACCUUAGAAAAAUCAGUCUUGAGAUAUUUCUUGGCCCAGUCUUGACGUUUCAGCUUGUGUGUCUUGUUCAGUGGUGGUCGUCUUUCAGCCUUUCUUACCUUGGCCAUGUCUCUGAGUAUUGCACACCUUGUGCUUUUGGGCACUCCAGUGAUGUUGCAGCUCUGAAAUAUGGCCAAACUGGUGGCAAGUGGCAUCGUGGCAGCUGCACGCUUGACUUUUCUCAGUUCAUGGGCAGUUAUUUUGCGCCUUGGUUUUUCCACACGCUUCUUGCGACCCUGUUGACUAUUUUGAAUGAAACGCUUGAUUGUUCGAUGAUCACGCUUCAGAAGCUUUGCAAUUUUAAGAGUGCUGCAUCCCUCUGCAAGAUAUCUCACUAUUUUUGACUUUUCUGAGCCUGUCAAGUCCUUCUUUUGACCCAUUUUGCCAAAGGAAAGGAAGUUGCCUAAUAAUUAUGCACACCUGAUAUAGGGUGUUGAUGUCAUUAGACCACACCCCUUCUCAUUACAGAGAUGCACAUCACCUAAUAUGCUUAAUUGGUAGUAGGCUUUCGAGCCUAUACAGCUUGGAGUAAGACAACAUGCAUAAAGAGGAUGAUGUGGUCAAAAUACUCAUUUGCCUAAUAAUUCUGCACUCCCUGUAUAUGGAUGUCUCACAAAACUCCAUGUGAUAAAAAAAAAAAAAAAGAUAUUUUGUGUCACAUGUGGUGCGCUAUUACUUUGAUUGUCCAAAUUAGAUGCAGCAAAAACAAAACUAUAAAUAUUUCUGUGCUGUUUUUGUAUGUUUUGCCAAAGACAUUCAGAUUUUUUUUUUUACUUUGCAAAGAUUUAUGGGAAAACGUUUGUUUUUGUGUUUUCAGUCUGCUUUCUUUAGGAAGUAUAGGACAGGAGAGAUAGAGAAAAGGUCAAGCUUAAGUUAAAUGCAGGAUUUAUUUUUGCAAAUAUAUGCAUGUGGUAAUAUACUUAAAGGAUCACUAUAGGUACUCAGACCACUUCAGCUUAAUGAAGUCGUCUGGGUGCCUGGUCCAGCUAGGAUUAACCCUUUCUGCUGUAAACAUAGCAGUUUCAGAGAAACUGCUAUGUUUACAUUAGGGUUAAUCCAGCCUCUAGUGGCUGUCUCAUUGACAGCCGCUAGAGGCGCUUCCACGCUUCUCACUGUGAUUUUCACAGUGAGAAGACGCCAGCGUCCAUAGGAAAGCAUUGAGAAUGCUUUCCUAUGGACUGGCUGAAUACGCGCGUGUAUCGUGCCGCGCAUGAGCGUUCAGCCGAUGACAGGGAAAAGAGGAGGAGAGUCCCCAGCACCGAGGGAGCCCGGCGCUGUAAAAAAGGUAAGGGAUUAACCCCUUCCUCACCCUAGAGCCCGGCAGCAGGGGGGCCCAGAGUAUGUUUUCCUGGCAAUAUAGUGGUCCUUUAAAUCAGGAAACUUACAAAUUCGAGGUACAUACCUUGUUUCAAGCAAUAUGUUUGUUUCUUAAAAUUGUUAAUUUGCAUGUAAAUAUUAAAUGUUUAAGAUUAAUUUGGUACCUAUUCCCCUCAGUAUUAUAUUUGCUAGUCUCAGCAGAUCCACAUCAGUGAUUCAACAUUACAAAUCUUUGUGCUUCUCAAAUGUUCAAACAGACAGAACAGCCCCAAUUUUGUAUCCAUAUAAUCCAUCCCAGGUUAUUUCUCGGCUUAAUAAACCACUAUCCCACUUGUAUUUGUUGUUAUGUGAGCAGGAGACAGAUCAUCUUCUAGGUUCUUAGGAUUGCAGACCUAUCAAGUCACACAGUAGCACUGAGUGACACCUGUUCUUCCCUCAGUCCUCCUUUUCACCUAAAAGACUGCCUAUGUCACAAUAUGGUGGGAGAGCUGAAAAAAGUGCUUUGUGAGGACAUCAUGUGUCUGCAUGUGCAAGACUUAAUUUCUACACAUCUAAGCCCAUGCACGACUUCUUCAGCAGUGUUUCACAUAUAGGUAGCCCUGUAUGGUUUCCCUCUGUCACGCAGUGCAGUCUUUCAACCUGCAUGUGUGUGCCCUAGGAUGAGAGACACAUCUGUAGCAAGGCUGCUGUCUGUUAUGCUAAUAUUGUCACUGCAAAAACAGAAAAUAUGAGAACUCUGAGAAUGGACAAAAGCUUAGAGAAACUCAAUAGCUUGCCCUUCUGUAAAUCCUUGCUGAGGUCUCAAAAUAGUUUUUUCUCACUUGAGCCAUUACAGAGAGAACCUAUACUAUUUUCAUAUCAAACUGAUCCCAUUUAUAAGGGCAGUCCAGAUUUGAAAUGCCAGCAAGUACCCUCUGCACGAAAGGUACAGAAUCCCAGAUAGCCUUCUUUGGGCCUUGUCAGUGAGGUGUAGCUGAAAACCCUCUAGGCCUAUAGAGCACAGGGUCCACGUCUGGAUUACCCUUUUGUAAAUCCCGCUCAGGUUUUAAAAUAGUUUUUGCUCACCAUUACAAAGAGAACCUAUACCAUUUGCGUAUGAAAAUAAUCUUGCCCAUAAGGGUAGUCCAGAUCUGAAAUUUCAUCACAGCCAUGCCCCCAUUCGUCCCUUCCCUUUUCCUGAAAACAGAUUUACUAGAGCUGUGAGGUCUAGGGUGGCCUGAGAGGUAUGAAAUUAAUAAAAUAUAAUCUUUCACCAAUCAGUUGCACUGCACCGAUGAAUGUGUUGCCAUACAAACUAAAUAAUACAUUAAUUUUAACAUAUAGGUAGGCAAUAAUCAUUUGUAUCUAUUUAUUCUGAUAUCUCUAUUUGUUAAUGUGUUAACUGCAACUUACCUAUUCUGGUAUGAAACAUGCUGAAUACAUUUUCAUUCUUUGGUAUCUGAUGUUGAAACUCUGUGUAGCAAGGUGGUUCCUAAUAUGCAUUUUCUGAUUUACAGUUGUGAUGGAAAAAUGCCACUUCCUUAUUUUAUUUUGUAUUAAACUUUUUUUUUUUUUUUUCUGCAAAGGAAGAAAAGUUGGAAGCCAGUCUACAGCACUUGUCAACCAUGAUGGCUCCAAUCUACAAGAAACUUGCACCUGAUGCAUAUAACAACCAGGUACCUACCUUAAUGAAAUAACUUAGACACUGAUAUAACCCAUAUUAGUAUGAUGUCGGCUAUUAAUAAAAUGUGUCUGUACACACUGUAAAACUGUCUGUUUUUUUCCAUUCUUAGUAGUAUUCAUAGUAGCAAACUAUGGGGUGUAUACUGACAUUGUUAUCCAUAAAGCAUAAACAUCUUUGUUUGUUACUGAACCUUAUUCCUUUUUACUAGCGUUUGUGUGUUUCCUAUAUAUUAAAAUAAUAAAAACUGAUUAAUCUACGUUUCCCCUGGUGUGAUUAAAAAAUGUAUUCCUUCCAUCUUACAAAUUUAGGCUAUAUAAAAUGUUUUUGUACAUGACUUUGUGCUUUGCGUUGCUAAUCUUCAUUUUACUCUCCUCUUCCAGAUUGAGCAUGAGCACAGAGCUCCAGACUGCCGUCUUGGUAUGAAGGAAGGUCGCCCUUUCUCCGGGGUCACUGCCUGCUUGGAUUUUUGUGCUCAUUCCCACAGGGACUUGCACAAUAUGCAAAAUGGCAGCACGCUGGUAAGUAUAAGUGCAAAUGUCAUUGAUGCUAGUUAUUUGGGCGUGAGAGGUCCAGCACAAUACAUAGAAAUUGUCUAGGUGUUUUUGGCAUUAUUAAAAAAUGUAAUGUUCCUUGUUUAUGUAGUGCUUUUUUUUUCUUUUUUUUCUUUUUUUUUACAAAUAAACACUUGUUCUGAGAAAGGGUGCCUUUAUGUUUUAAAAUUUAUCAUAGACUUUGUCACAAACCUGUAGAAAUCAUAUUUCAGAAAAUGGUGGGUGACAUAUCAAUACAUAUAUUUAUGUAUGUUGAUUUAGUAAACACUAGUAUGUACCUAAUAUUUCCUUUUUUUGUAUGCUUGAUAAAUUGUAAUACAUGGUACUUACCAUAAACCUCUAAAGUUAUUGGGAAUAUUCUACAUUCUAUAUUUCUAUAUUAAUUGAAAAAUAUUCUAAGCUAAUAAGCAUAUGCAGUUUGAUUGGCAACAGUAUCAAUUGAAAAAUGUAAACAAAAAAAAGUACCCAAAAACAUCAUUGUAUUGUUCAUGCUUUCAAGACAUAAUUGGAAACAAGAGAAAGUUUGACGUAUUUUUCUGGUAAAACACGUUUUAAACAAAUAAUUAACACUUUGGAAACAGUCUGUUUUCAGUAGAUUAGUCUGUUUUACUUGUAUUUAUUUUUCCAGUAAGCCAAAAAACUGUUUAUGUUCCAUUUCCUCAGGUUUGCACUUUAACCAGAGAAGACAAUCGUGAUAUUGGCAAAUUGCCCCAGGACGAACAAUUGCAUGUCUUACCUCUUUACAAGAUUUCUGAUGUGGAUGAAUUUGGAAGUACUACAGCUCAAGAGGAGAAGAAAAGUUCUGGUGCUAUCCAGGUUCUUUCUCAUUUUCGUAGGCAAGUGAGGAUGCUAGCAGAACCAGUAAAAACAUGUCGGCAGAAGAAAUUGGAGGCCAAAAAGGCAGCAGCUGAAAAAUUGUCUGCAUCUCUUGAAAACGGCAGUAGCAAAAAUGAAAAGGAGAAGCCUUCACGCUACAAGAAUUCACAUCUGGAAACUGCAGCACAUGAGAAACAGCUGGCAGGUAUUGUAUGCCUUUUAGAUCUUUACUACUAUCUGUUUGUCUUAGUCAUGGUUAAAUAAUGUGUCUGAUAUAGUAAUUUUCUACUUAAAGCAGCUCUGUGACCUUCUGGGGUCUUUGCAUGUUUUGCAAAGGCUUUCGAUAGAUACAUCGCUACUUGGUGUGCAGUAUCCCUGGGGUACAGCAGAGGUGAGUUAUACAUACCUGAUACAGUUCCCAAUAGGUGUCACCAUCUUCAAACUUCAGCUCAUGGUGCUUCAUCUGUCAGUAGCUCAAAUCUGUGCUGUGCCCUCCCACAUGCACAAGAGUACAACACUGAAGUCUAUGGAGCAUUCGGUGAGGCUCCUUAGAUAUUUUCUCACAAUAAGUGGGAAAAAAUGCCUUAGUCCCACUUUUGUUGUUUGAGCGUUGAUGUUGAAGUUAGCAAUAUGAGUUUUGUUUGUUUGUAAUACUGUAUGUUUUUUGUUUUUUUUGUAAUUUAUUUACAUUGUAUGCCUGGUUGUCCUCAUGUUGUGCGAUUUAAAUUAAAGCGACAUUACUGGCACCCAUACCAAUUCAUCUCAUUGAAGUGGUCUGGUUGCAGGGUCCCUGUCCUGCUUAGUCCUGAAAUGUAAAAUAUUGCAGUCCAGAUUCGAAAUGCCAGCAAGUCCCCUCUGCACGAAAGGUACAGAAUCCCAGAUAGCCUUCUUUGGGCCUUGUCAGUGAGCUGCCUCUAGUUGCUGUCUACCAGACUUAAUUCAACCUGAUGCCCCUAUGAGUUGAAACGUGAAUGACACAGGCAGCAGGAGUUGAUUGAUAUCCUGGCACCUACUGUCUGCUUCUAUCCCAUGAUUCACUUCUGCUAGACAAAAGGGACAUUAGCUAUAGCCUCCUCUCUAUCAAACCCAGUGCUGACAUGCAGGUAAGCUGAAGGUAAGGAGAUGGCUUUAUCCUCAAUAAAGCUGUCUUUGUAUGUGACUGUGUCCAAAUAUCUAUAUAUAUAUAGAUGAACACAUGACAUAUUAUGCUGUGUCAUAAUUUUUUUUUUUAAACAAAAAUAAAGCCAAAAUGGAGCAACCAUGUACCUGACAGGCAUUGCUAAUCAAAUCGCCUUUGAUUAAUUGAUCAUCAGUAAGUGUGACCACCUAUGUCAAAGCUGAAGUGUUAUCAAGUUGCUGGUCUGGAGCAUUCAUGUGUGUGUUAACACAGUGCCAAGGAGAAAAGACAUCCGCAAUUAUUGUGUACAGUAAUUGUGUAUAGAUUAUCUUAGAGAAGCAAAUGUUGCUGCCCAUCAAACGUGGAAGGGUUAUAAGGCCAUUUUUAAACAAUUUAAAGUCCUUCAUUCUAAAAUUUUAAAAGUGGGAAACUUUCAAGACAGUUUCCAAUCUUCCCAGGUCAGAAUGUGCAAUCCUCAGCGAAAUUGCAACAACAAAAAAAUGUUAAUCUCAGACCCUACAAGUCUCAUUUUUGUGAUAUGUUAACGUUCAUGACAGUAUAAUUAGACUGGAUAAGUAUGGUUUGUUUGGAAGGGCUGCCAGGAGAAAACCCCUUCUCUCUAAAAAGAACAUAGUAGCAUGGCUUGGGUUUGAAAAGUUGCAUCUAAAUAAAGCACAAGACAUAUGGAACAAUGUCUUUAGAACAGAUGAGACCAAAGUGUAGAUGUUUGGCCUUAAUGCACAACACCACGUUUGUGCUGAUAUGCUGUGUUUGGUUUUCACCGAACAAAUCAUACCAACAGUCAAGCAUGGUGGUGGAGGGGUGAUGAUUUGGGCUUGUUUUGCAGCCAAAGGACCUGGGAACCUUGCAGUCAUUGAGUUGACCAAAGUAUUCUACAGUCAAAUGUGAGGCCAGUUAUUGCUGCUAAAGGUGAUUCUACAAGCUACUGAAUCAUAAGGUGUACUUAGUUUUUCCACACAUGGCUUCUCCACUUUGACUUUAUUUAUAUUAAAUCAUAUGCCAUAUGUUGUUGUUCAUCCUAAUUUUAAGCCCUGCUUAGGAACAGAUGAUUAUGUCCUGAUAUGUAAAACCCUAGAAUUGAAAAAGAGUGCCCUUUUUUCACUUGGCUGUAUAUGUGUGUGCAUGUGAAUGUGCAUGAUUAAGUCUAUGUAUGUGUGUGACUGUGUACAUAUGUAACUUGCUGUGUGAUUUUUGUCUAUGUAUGGGACCGGGUGUUUAAUUGCAUAACUUUGUAUGUAUUGCACUGUGUGUAACUAUAUAUUUGUCAAAUGAUUGAUCUGCUAGGUGAAUAUCUAGUUAUAUCUGUAUGUGAGGGUAAAGCAUAGAGGAGUGGGUGUAUAGUCUUAACUUAGUCUUGAUGAUUAAUUUAAUUUAAAGCCUUUAUCAUCACUAUAUCAGAAAUGGCUAUUUUAUAAAGAUAAAUUAUUUAUGAAAUACUCACAUUCACUGUGGUGAAAUUUCACAUGGAAUUUUGCUUGUAAUUUGCCCCAGCCAACACCAGAAAAUAGCUCUUUCCAUGGAGGAGCUUGAGUGAUCCUCCAUAGACCUUAAUGCUGUACUCUUGCAUAUGUGCGAGAGUACAGCGCUGACGUUUGCUCCUGUCGGCUAAAGCACCAGGAGCUAAAGAGGACUGCACAGAAGAGAUCGGCGGCACCCGCAAGGGGCAAAUUCAAUAUAACCUACCUUCACCCUAUGUUACUAGACUCCCAGCAGCGACGCAAAUGUUGGGGGUCACUGCAAAUCAUACAAAGAUCCCAGACGGUGAAAGACCUGCUUUAAUAUGGCAACCUUUUCAGCUUUUAAUGACAUUUAAGCUUUUGUGAUGGCAUAUAAUUCAGAGUAAACAUCUUUUUAUUUUUAUUAUUUGCAGAUCUGUUGAGAAAUUCAAGACCAGUUAUGCAGCACAGUUCCAUUCCUAAUGUCAACCAUACUAAUCCCAUGGCCUCAUUUUCAGGCUCAGAUCAUUAUGCAAGCCUUAUGGAUCUUUUCCAUGCCCCUCCUAACUCAGCAGUUGCUUGUGCCUCCAAUCUCAUGAAUCCUUAUCAAGGAUCAUUAAAUCAAGGUAGCCCAUGUCCUCCUUACCCAUGUAAUGGAAAUGUUCCUAUGGAAAAUUGUUCAAAUUAUAUUGGCCCUUACCCUCCACACCCACCUCCUAUUGACUUAUAUAAGUUUAAAAACCAAGACUCCAUGAAUAAAUUAAGCUUGCCUCCAGUCCAGUCAUUGUACCAGCAGAAGUUCACUAAUAACCAAACAUAUGGCCACAAGUACUUGAAUUAUGGGAACGAGGACAUGCAAGCUGAUAAUUUUAAUGGAUAUGAUCAUAAACUAACUUCUCACCCUGCAGGGCAUUUUAACCCUUAUUCUUUGCAUUCAUCUGAUCAUUUGUUAAUAGAUGGUGCUUCAAAAUCCAAUUUAUUUAAUCCAGAUUACUCCUCCAUGAACAAAAAUGGUGACUUUACCUUUCCACACUCAUACCGGCCUCAUGAGACAUCAAGUACCUUGGAAGGCAGAGCUGGCUCUCUGCAUCCUUAUGGUGAAAAUGGUGAAAUAAGCUCACAUGCAGCCAAUGGAAUAUCAAAAAUGCUUCCAGGUCUAAACCAUGAUAGGACUACGCUUGGAGGCCUCACAAGAACUAAUGGUGCUAAUGUUCAUGAAAAGUUAACACAGGCCACUACUUCAGUACCAGAGGAAAAAGAAGAUGUUUGGUCAGAUAGUGAGCAGAGCUUUCUGGAUCCUGAAAUAGGAGGCGUAGCAGUUGCCCCAACUCAUGGAUCAAUUUUAAUUGAAUGUGCAAAGCGUGAACUCCAUGCUACAACCCCAUUAAAGAACCCCAAUAGGAAUCACCCUACCAGAAUAUCCCUUGUGUUCUAUCAACAUAAAAGCAUGAAUGAGCCAAAGCAUGGCCUGGCGCUAUGGGAGGCAAAGAUGGCAGGUAAGGCCAGGGAAAAGGAAGAGGACUGUGAAAAAUAUGGCCCAGACUAUGUGGCUCCAAAAUCUUACAAGAAAGCAAAGCGAGAACCCAUUGAACCAGCACAUGAGUCUGGCGAACCAGCUUAUCUUGGUUUCAUUAAAUCUCUCUCACAGAGGACAAUGUCACUUACCACAGAUUCACUUGUCAUGUCAUCUCCUUACGCCUUAACACGAGUUACAGGUCCUUACAACAGAUAUAUGUAGUCUGCUGGGUUACCUCAUUUACAUCUAAGUGGUGCAAGAUUUUUUUUACAGGCUAGGCAGUGUGGUUGUGUGGAAUGUGCAUUGUACAGAGGAGAGACAGUAUUUGACUAAACCAAUCUGGGAAUGAAUACCAGCAAUGCAAGUUUUAUAUUUAAUAUCAUUGUUUUCUUCUUUAACUUAGAGAUGGUUACAGGAUGUGUUGAGGAAGAAUGUAAAAUCAUCCUAUGCAAAGGUGUUCAAAAGAUAUUGAAAAACAAAACCGGUUUUAGUGGAUGAAUUAUAAAAGUAUUUUUUUAUCUUUCUCCUCCAAAAAUUGUACAUCUGUGAUCACUUUUAUAGAAAAGAAAUAUAGUGUAUAGCUAGGAGCCAGAGCUGAACUUACUGUAGUGUUUCCACAUCAGGAAUCUUACAAAUAACAUCUGGUGCUGAAUUCCUGUUGUGCUAAGUAAUACUGGAAAUGCAAUUUUUAUUUUAAAUUUUUUUGUUUUGGUUUUUAUAUACGUGGUAUAAAAUUGACCUCCGGUGUAUGUAAGUAGUCUAGAUGCACAGUUUUUAUUAUAGAGGGAGGGAAAACAACAACAAAACACUGAAGAUAUCUGGACAUUCUUUGGAAAGAUUGGUGCUAAAAAGAGUGUCCUUAUAAGUCUAUAUGUUUAAUGCCUUGAAUAACAUACACAAUUUUAAUGAGAAUAAAUUAAUUGAAAAAUUAUUUUUUACAUGUUAACCAAAUCACUCUGCAUUUUAAAAUGUCAGUUUAUAACUCUUUUGAUUUAUAUUCAUACUGUUUU